GUUAUCGCCACACGCUGCAGGGAUUUCUAAUUCGCAAAAACAAUAAAAAAAUAAAUAAAAAAAAACCGCGCGGUCGUAAACAGUGUGCCAUCUUGUAGAUGGGAUCGCAUUGGGAAUUCUUUGAACGCGCCAAGACCUGUGGAAAUAUCGCUGUCCACACACAGCACAACGUCGCGCCUCCGCCCGUCGCCAUCGCCCGUGCCGUCGCCACCUCCGACACGACUCUGCCCAGUGUUUGUGCUUGGGGGGACUCUGGUAGCAGAGAGCACACAGGUCCAGUUUUGAACACAUAGAUAUAUAUAUUGCAAGUUGCAUACGUCGCGUAGUGUCGGAUUAUGUCAUUUAUUUAUAAAAACACAAAGGUACAAAACCGUUGAAUGUUGCACCAAAAAGCAGAAAAAACCUGUAAAAAUGUAGACUGUGUGUCCAUACCUGUGUGUGUGCGUGUGUGUGUGUGAGUGUGUGCCGCAGAUAAUGGAUGUUUUAGUUGUGGCCGUUUAAAUAUAUACACAUAGAUAUAGAGAGAUAUAUGUACAUAGUAUAGAGUCCGGACAGUACGCGAAGUAUAUGCGUCUCAGCACGUCGUCGCCACUGCGAGCCCGACCGACCCCAAGUGUCCCCUUCCAGAGUCCCCAGGGGCAACAGCGCGCGAGAAAUGCCGCUGCCCCCACCGCCGUUCUAGCAUCAGCAACAGCUCGAAAAAUCCAAACCAAUUUGGAGUAACUACAACAACAACAACAACAAAAAUAUCAACAAAUGGCCACAUUCAAUGGGAACGCCACCAGCAAUGCCGCGGAUGUCCUGAGUUCCUCGGUGGCCGCCGCUGCCACAGCAACAGCCACAUUUCUGGUGCCCACCACGACGACGCAAGCAGCGGCCAUUGGAGUGCCGCCAUCGUUGCAUCUUGAUCAGUUUGGCGGCUAUAUAAGCAGCACGGGUGCUGUCGCACCGCUGCAUCAUCAUCAGCAGACCAACUCCUCCUACACCUUUGUGCAGAUCAAACGCGAGCCUUGCCAGGUAUCCGAGAUUAGUUCCAACAAUUGCCAUCAGCAGCAGCAGCAGCAACACCAGCAGCAUCAUCAGCACCACCAGCCGCUAAACCAUCACCCGCUAAACCAUCACCCGCUAAACCAUCACCACCAGCAGCAGCAGCAUCAGCAUCAUCUACAAUCAUCAACAGCAUCGCUCACAGCCGCUGGCCUGGGCACAGUGUCCUCCUCCGUUACCGCAUCGGCCACCUCCAAGACCAUGUCUUCGUCCACACUAACGACGCUCGUUAAGAUCGAGGCGCCAUCACCCAAAGUGUCCGAUCUGGAAAAGUCAAAUGGCAGCACAAGCAAUUCCGUGCCCAUUGGUAUUGCCGUGGCCCGGAAACGGCCACAGGAGGCCCUGGUAUCGGCACUGACCAACCCGUCAGCGUUACCUCUCCAGCAGCAGCCACUCAGCAAGGAUAUGAACUGCUUUGGCAUACGCGUCGCUGACCUGAGUGCCACCAGUUGCGGCAAUCUGUACUUUACGGGCAACGGAGACCUGAUGACCACCGGCACGGCCACAGCGGAUGAUCUGAAUCGAACACCAUCAACAUUCUGGCAGUAUCCAAAUGCAUUACCCAUUGAAUCAGUGAUUUCCAUGUCACCCGCCACGGUGGGCCUGCAAUAUACGCGCGAGGCGAACCGCGGACAGGUGGUGCUGCUGCCGGCCGCCCCCGCCACGCUCGCAGGCAUAUCAAAUUUUCCCCUCUUAACGUCCACAGAUCCGUUCCAGCAGGCAGCGGCGGCUGCGGCUGCCACAGCCUUUGUCUGGCCCUCCUACAUACCCCAAGCCACAGGUGGUGGCAGCUCAGCUGCUGCCGCAGCAGCAGCAGCAGCGGCUGCCGCCCUACAGCCGCCGCCCAACUUGUUCUUCAAUUCGAUGGGCAUGGGCAUGGGCAUGGGUGGCCACUCAACGCUGGGCCCAACACCAUCGUACGCCUCCACGCUGCAGCUGUACCUGGCCGCGGCGGCCAAUGCCACGGGCAGCUCGACACUGUGCCAGCACAGCAGCAACCAGCAGACGAGCAGCACCACCACCACCAACUCCACCAUCAACCUGAGCCUGGCGGCGGCUGUGGCGGCCAGCGCGGGCGUCACCAGCAGCACCAGCAGCCUCAGUUCGAGCAGCAGUUCGCGUUUCCUCAGCCUGGCAGCGGCUGCCGCUCAGUCGGCGCCCAUUGGAUCGCUGCUGCUGCCGCCUCAGGGCAUGAAGCUGGAGGACUAUUCGACGCAUCAUCCAAUGCCGUUGGCCUUGCCGCCGCUGGUGCCGCUGGAGCAGACGCCGUCGAUGCGGGACAAGGAGCAGGCUCUCAAUCUGAUGCGUCUGCCCACGCCGCCCACCUCGGCCACCAUGGAUGGGGCCGCUGCUGCGAUGGGCACGGGCCAUCCGAUGCACCAUCAAAUGUUUCAGUCGUUGCCCAGCCACUCCGCUGCCGCGACGCCUGCGCUGCUGAAUCUGUCCAUGCAUGGGAACGCCAGUGAUCUGUCUGCUGCUGGCACGCCCAUGACCGGGGCGGCCUGCGAUGAGGCGGCGGCGGCAGCGGCAGCGGCGGCGCUCAACUUUAAGCUGCACGCACCACUGACACCACAGACACCGCCACGGCUGCCGGAGCUGGCCAUGCCGCAGGGCGCCCUGUUGCCGCAGAUGCAGGAUGUCAAUAUACAAACGGAUACGCCCGUAUGCAGCGAGGAUGAGAGCUUGAGCUACCCCUGUCCCGGUCCCCCACUGACCAGGACGGGACAAGAGCCAAUGACGGAGGAUGCCCUGUCGAUAUCCCUGGUCCAGCCACUGGAACUGACCAAAACCAGUGAAGUGCCAAACGAGUGCCAUACCCAAACCCAGACCCAGACCCAAACCCAAUCCCAGAGCCAAACCCAAUCCCAGAGCCAAUCCCAUACCCAUACCCAAACCCAGACCAAUCCAGUGUCCAGUGACAUUCAACCCAGUGCCAGUCAUGAGUCGGCGGAACAGAUGCCCAACAGAUCUCCGCCAGCCAUGGAUACACCGCAGACAGCGCCCGAAGAUCUGACGGGGCUGGAGCUGCUCUCAAACAUCAGUACGAAUAGCACGCCGUUUGUGCGGGUGAAACAGGAGCCAAUGGAGCACAUCGAGCACAUUGCACACCCGCAUCCACACCCUCACCCACUCCCGGUGGCGCCGCCGCCGCCUCCGAUGCAGACACUGCAGCAGCAGCAGCAGCCAAUGAUGGAAUUGGAGGCCACGCCGCAGGAACCAUUGGGCGGCUUGAAGCUGCUGUGCGCCUUGGCCGAGCAGCGCAUCCAGGAGGAAGUGGUGCAGGGCAGCAGCCUCUUUGCCACGCCCUAUUCGCGUACGCCCAGUCCCACACCGACGCCGCCAGCGUCAGCGCCAGGCACACCCACACCCACGCCCACGCCCACAUACACGCCCACACAGAUGCACAUGCCUGUCGGGGGGCCAGAGGGAAAGUCCUCGUGCUUUGGUUUUGUGCCACCCGCUGGAGGAUCGAUGUUCUCCUCGUCAUCUUCCUUCCAAAUGCCAUUAAGCUCGCCAGCAUUUCCAUCGAUGCAGGGCAUUGAGCUGCCCACCACAUCGGCGAUGCAGUCCACCGAUCCGACGCCCCCGAAGCGCAAGAAGCACAAACAUUCCAAGUCCUCGUCCAGCGAGAGCCGCAAGUCGGCGCGUUGCAGCAAGAAGAGCAAAAAGAAGCAUCGGCGUAGCAACAGCCGUCAGCAGCAGCAGCAACAGCAGCAGCUUGAGGCGCAGCAGCUGUCGUCCCCGAUGGAUGUCGGGGAUGACGAUGAGGACCUACAAGACGAGGAGCUGCAGUCGGAGCUACGCAAAGCGCUGCAGUCCAUGGAUCCCAGCUAUGCGCAGCGCUUUGGCAAGAAGGUGUUCAGCAUAAUGGACAGCAGCAUGCGGAUGCGUUUGGCAGACAUUACGCGUCAGUAUCGCAAGAAGAAACGGAAGCUGGACGAGAUAUCCAAGCUCAAGAAGAAGCGAAAGAGUCUCAGGCAUCAGCAGCAGCAGCAGCAGCCACUACAGGCAGUACAGCCAGCCCUGUCGCCGCUGCAACAGCCACAACUGACGCUCAGCUCAACGCUGUCCAGUGUUCUGGGAACAUCAUCACCGCUGCGCGAUUAUAAAUUCCCGAAAUUCUCAAGCAGCAACCUGCAGGCUUCAAGCUUUCUGCGCUUUCCGGAAAAGACGACGCACUCGUUCCCACCACCGCCGCCACCGCAGCAGCCGCAGACAGAGCCCAGUCCCCUGCCGCACAGCGGCUCACCGAUUACCUCAUCGUUUGUGCGCCUCGAGCCGAGUGCGCUGGACGCGGCCGUUGCCCCAAGUGCCCCAAGUGCCCCAAUUGUCCCAAUUGCUACCUCCAUUUGCUCCUCCACUUGCUCCUCCCCGUCCGCUGCGGCGCACAAGCAAUCAUCGUCGUCCUCCUGCUCGUUGGUGCGCAGGAAGCGCAAGCUAAAGGCCAGUCCUAGCGGCGGCGCCGGCAGCGGCGGCGGCGAGCAACCAACGGCCCCCACAGAGGCCAAGCGUAGAGCCAGCGCCACGGAUCGUGAGCUGCAGCUGACCAGCGAGCAUUUGUACCGCGAUGAGACGCGCGUGCUCACCGACAUGGGUGGGCUGUUCUAUGCGGGCGUGAUGAAGCCGCUGCGUCCGCCCGAUGUCUAUGCCAUCACGCUGGACGGCGAGCGGGGCAACAAGUCGCAUGUGAUGUCCCGCGAGGAUAUACUCAAGGAUACGAUUCUGGAGGUGGCGCCCAAGAGCGUGGACUGUGUGCCGGUGGGAACGCGUCUGUGUGCCUAUUGGAGUCAGCAGUACCGUUGCCUUUAUCCGGGCCGUGCCAUUGAGUCGGAACCAGCUGAGGAGGGUGCUGGAGCGACGACGGCCGCAGCAGCAGCAGCAGGAGCAGCACCCAGCACACCGACGACCCAUACGCCGGACUUUGUCAGCGUGGAGUUCGAUGAUGGGGACAGCGGCAGGAUCCGCUUGCAGAAUAUACGGCUGCUGCUCAGCGAUUAUCCCAUAGCAGAGUACAACGAUAAUCCCCUCUACUCAGUAGGCAAGCAGAAGCGCGGCGCUCUGCGCAGUGGUGGUGAGAGUGGUGGUGGACCCUGCACAUCGCAGGAGCCCACAGCCCACAUGUCGGGCUGCGAGGACUCGCACAGCCAUCACAGUGCUGUCAUGAAUAGCGAUAAUACCACCUCACUGGCCGCCACCAUGGAGCUGUUCACGCAGCGCAGCGAGAAGAAGCGUCUGAAGAAGAGCCUCAAGAAGAUGUCGAGGUCACAGAAUGCCAACGCCGGCGGCGGCGGCAGCAACUCGCUGUCAGUGUCUGCCGUUACGAAUGAAGCGGCGGAGCUGGCAACCGCUGGCGAUGCUGCAGGUGGCGUCGGCGAUGAGGCUGCCGGCCGUAAGCAUCACAAGCACAAGAAACGCAAGAAGCACAAGAAACAUCACCGCAAGAAUGGCAGCGAGGAGCCAGAACAACAGGCAGCAGGCAACAACCAGGACUUUUCGACGGCAGCCGAGGAAGUUCCGGCGCCAGCGUCUGUGCCUGCGUCCAAUACAAAUCGCGUCAAAAUGGAGGUCAAAGUGAAGACGGAGCAAUUGGAUAUGGAGGAGGAGAGUGCCUCCAAUCUGAUGUCCGAGAUAUCCGAUGAGGCCAAGGGCGAGGAUCUGGUCGAGCAUAACAACUCCAAGGGCAGCAGCAAGAUAGCGGCCUUUCUGCCGGAGAGGCAGCUGUGGGGUUGGAAUGGCGUUGCCUACCGCAAGGGGGGCGUCAAGGGCCGUGCCAGAAAGCAAUUUUAUAAAACAAUCAAAAGGGGCAAGGAGACCAUCACGGUCGGGGACAGUGCAGUAUUUCUUUCGACGGGCAGACCGGAUCGUCCCUAUAUCGGACGCAUCGAGUCCAUGUGGGAGACAAGCACAGGCAAUAAGGUGGUGCGAGUGGCGUGGUUCUAUCAUCCGGAGGAGACGACUGGCUGCCCAAAGUUGAAGUAUCCGGGUGCUCUGUUUGAAUCGUCGCACGAUGAUGAGAACGAUGUGCAGACCAUUUCGCACCGGUGCGAAGUGCUGCAAUUUGGGCAUUACUAUGAGAAAUUCGGUGCCGAUUCGAAGCAAUAUCAAUCCAUAUACGAUAACAAUGAUACAUAUUAUUUAGCGGGGCACUAUAACCCAAGGUUACAAGUGCUAAAACUACAAGACGAUAUUCCAACUCUCGAAGAGCUGCAGGAUACAAAUACUACUACAACUACAAAUACAACUACAAAUACAACUACAACUACUACAACUAACGAGGAUUAAGCGAAUGAAUGAGGAGCCAUGGCUCAUGAUUCAUGAUUCAUGAUUAGAAUAGGCAUAAGCGCAUACAGAUCUAUAUAUAUACAAUAUAUAUACACACACAUUAUACAUAUAUUUUACUAUACGAGCAGAGCAGAGGAGUAGAGACGAAAGAGAAGCAUAUAUAUACCUAUAUGUAUACAAAUAUUAUGUACUUCUAUAUAUAUUUUAAAUGUAUUAUGUAGUUCAACAGAAAAACUCAGAAAA
Messenger RNA from Drosophila obscura, 6573 nucleotides. RefSeq names its product protein winged eye (gene wge). NCBI's taxonomy places the organism in Eukaryota, Metazoa, Arthropoda, Insecta, Diptera, Drosophilidae. Gene Ontology annotation, molecular function: chromatin binding. The record is from RefSeq and is a predicted model, not a curated record. Bases 757 to 6330 code for a protein of 1857 amino acids. The transcript is spliced from 11 exons.